This is a messenger RNA of Raphanus sativus (radish), 510 nucleotides long. RefSeq lists its product as uncharacterized. The transcript has 2 exons. The record is from RefSeq and is a predicted model, not a curated record. Bases 96 to 335 code for a protein of 79 amino acids. Lineage: Eukaryota; Viridiplantae; Streptophyta; Magnoliopsida; Brassicales; Brassicaceae.
GUUGCAUAUAUAAGCCGUCAGUUAUCUGCCAAAUACCUACAAAAUACCUCAAGCUCAGGGUUGCAAAUUGUAUUUUGGCAAAGUAAGAAAGCGACAUGAAGAAAUCUGGAAUCCUCGCAGCUUCCAUCUCUGCGGCAGCUUCCGCCACCACCGCCAUCUCCGCCAACACGAACACCACCGUAUCCUUGUCUUUGCCGGAAUCUAACCUUUCCCGUCAGGAUUCAAAGGAGAAACAGAGGAAGAAGAAGAGUUCUGACGAAGGGGGAGAUAAAAAGUUUGCUCCAAGGUUUGUUGGGUUAAGAUUCAUUGAGACGCUUGUUACUGCUCACCGAUAACCAAAGCAUUCUUCUGAUUUAACAAAGUUUAAUAUAGUUUCUGCAAUUUAUCAACAAUACUUAUCCAUUUCAACGUUUUAAGUUUUUUUUUUGUUUUAUAGUAACUUUGGGUAAAUUGUAACACAACAUGUUAUGACGACAUGUCAUGUUAUACGAGAUUCAUGUGCCUUGGAAA